ACAUGCGCGCACUUCCUGCUUCCUGCGUCACUUCCGGGAAUUCCUAUAGGUGAGGUGUAAUCAGUGAUGGAGGAAUUUGAGCUGCUCCCGAAACGGAUUUAAACGCCUCCUGUAACCUGUAUAACGAGUGAUUGUCUCGUCAGCUGUGAGAAAUGUAUGUCUGUUGUGUAAAUGCUGUGUAAUUGAUCCGGGUAAUAAAGUUAUUAAGUCGGAAGUAUAGAAAAGCGAUAGCUGAUAUGAUGCCUGCUUCAGCGGUCAUCCGGGACUCCGGUCAGCAUGGUGAAGAUACACUGUGAUUCUCCAUUAAACCCCACUAUAAGGACAUGGGCGCAGACAGUGACGCGGGCGAGACUCCGGCUGUGCCGUGGCGUAAAGUCCUGUACGAGCGGCAACCUUUUCCUGACAACUACGUGGACCGCCGCUUCCUUGAGGAACUCCGACGGAACAUCCGGGUCCGUCAGUACAGCUACUGGUCCGUGGUGCGUGAAGCCGGACUCGUGUCUCAGCAGCUCUCGUGCGUGGCGCUGUUCCUCACGCUGUGGUCCUACAUGGAGCAGGGAAACGUGGCUCCUUCGACGCUGCUCUGCACCGGUCUGGGCUGCUCGGUGCUGGGCUACGCGCUGUACGAGGCUCUCGGGGGAGAAGGCUGUAGAGAGAGGACGCGCUGUGCGGACUUGCAGAGCGCCGCCGUGUUCAUGGCCUUUACGUUCGGCUUCUCGCCGGUGCUCAAGACGCUGACCGAGUCGGUGAGCACGGACACGGUGUACGCCAUGUCCGCGGGCAUGCUCACGGCACACCUGGUGUUCUUCCCCUACACCCAGCCCAGUUUACCUGGAAGUCUAUCUCUCAACGCGGCGCUCUUCGCCUCUGUGUGCUUGGCAUCGCGUCUCCCCGGGACCCUGCACACCUUCGCCAUGCUGAGCUGCGGCCUGCUCAUCUUCGCACUCUGGCCGUGUCUCCUGCAGCGCCUGAGACGCGCCGCGCAGUGGACCUUCCCCUGGGCCGCCGGUACCGUGUGCGUGUGCGGAGUUGGAGGAGUUUGGACUUUGUGGCCCGUUGGAGCUGUUCUCCUGUUUCUAGCUCUAAUCGUCCUAACGCUGGUGUGUCCUCUGCUCCUGGUGCGUCUACAGAGACACAAGGACAACAUCCACGGGCCGUGGGACGAGGCUGAGAUCAGAGAGGACCUGUCCCGCUUUCUCAGCUAACACGUAGGGGGGAACAUCUGUAAACAUCUGCUAUUCACAAGUCGUUAAAAGUCGCUGCUGUUGGGGGCGCGAAUGAAAUAAAGGGCUACUUAUUUUUGACAUUCAAUCUCAGGGAAAAUGUUCCGGAUGGACUGCACGGUUUACAGAAACUCUAUGCACUUAAAAGUUCUUAAUAAUACAAGUGAUCACUGGUCUUAACUUACAAGUGAUAACCGAGGCAGUAUUUUUUUUAAUUGCAUAACAUGUUAAUUACUGUUUUAUUUAUUGCACACGAUUCUGUGUUCAAGCUCACAAAAAAGUGACUCGAAAAAUAGAUGUUUCUACCUGUAUAAUCACAGAGAUCUUUUAGAUGCUGGAGGGAUGAAGGAAAAGAUGGCAGUGAUUGUGAAGAGAGAUGAUGGCGAGUCUUUGGGUCAGUGACUGUGGUUCUACUAAAAAAAAUGAAUAAAACAAAUGUACACAUUUA
This is a messenger RNA of Silurus meridionalis, 1671 nucleotides long. RefSeq names its product phosphatidylinositol glycan anchor biosynthesis, class C (gene pigc). NCBI's taxonomy places the organism in Eukaryota, Metazoa, Chordata, Actinopteri, Siluriformes, Siluridae. The transcript has 2 exons. The coding region runs from base 324 to 1205 and encodes 293 amino acids. The record is from RefSeq and is a predicted model, not a curated record. Gene Ontology annotation, cellular component: membrane; glycosylphosphatidylinositol-N-acetylglucosaminyltransferase (GPI-GnT) complex. Gene Ontology annotation, biological process: GPI anchor biosynthetic process.